ACGGGUAUUCGGAAGGUGGGGCCGUUAGCGCCAUGUUUGAGUCCUGGAAGCCAUUGAGAGGUCUCCCGACCUUGGUGACCAUGCCUCCAGCUGAUGGUCGGCCCUUUACGGGCGACACCUGCGUGCAUCAGAAGCAGGAGAUGGAGCCAGUGACCUUUGAGGAUGUGGCUGUGAACUUCACCCUAGGAGAGUGGGCUUUGUUGGACUCUUAUCAAAAGGAGCUCUACAGAGAUGUGAUGAAGGAGACCUUUAGCAACCUGAUCUCCAUAGGGAAAACCGAAGAAGAAAAUAUUGGAGAGGAUUACCAAAAUAUUAGGAGAAAUCUGAGCACUCAUGAGGUUAAAGGAUUCUAUGAGUUUCAACAUGGCGUUCAGUAUGGAGAAGCCCACCAACGGAUUCGAGAGCAUAUUGUUAAUGAGUACAUGCCUCCAGGAAUAGUAGUAUAUGAAAACAGUGUGUGUGAAAAUGAUGCCAUUGGUCUUUCACAGCCAGAUAUGCACCUGAGAGGUUCAACUGUAGAGAAACCGUAUGAGUAUCAGGAACAUAUGGAAAAGCCUUUUAAACAUAAGAAAUUUUGGAAAAAUUUUACAUAUUUUGAGUCCUUUCUUACCCUUGAGAAUCCUUCCAGAGAGAACCCCUGUGAAAAUAAACUAUCUAAUAAACAUUGUAGGAAUCUCAUUUCUGAACAAGAUUAUGAGACAACUCAUAAUGGAGAUAAUCUCCAUGAAUAUAAGCAGUUUGAAACAGCUCUUAUGACAUGUAGUUAUGUUCAGUCAUAUGAUAAACUCCAAACUGGAGAAAAACCAUUUGUGUGUAAGCAGUGUGGAGAAGCCUUCAUUAAUUCCAGUCACCUUAUCAAACAUCAUAAAAUUCAUACUAGAGAGAAGACUUUUGCAUGUAAGUAUUGUGGAAAGGCUUUCAUCCAUCCAAGAGCCUGUUACAAUCAUGAACGAACUCACACUGGAGACAGACCUUAUGUAUGUAAGCAGUGUGGGAAAGCAUGCAUUCAUUCUUAUCACCUUCUACAACAUGAGAGAAGUCACACCCGAGAAAAACUUUAUGCAUGUAAGCAGUGUGGGAAAGUAUUUGGUCGUUCUUCAUACCUUCGUAAACAUGAAAGAAUUCACACUGGAGAGAAACCUUAUUUAUGUAAGCAUUGUGGGAAAGCCUUCAGUGAUCCCACAACCCGGAACAAUCAUGAAAGAACUCACACUGGAGAGAAACACUAUGUUUGUAAACAGUGUGGGAAAGCCUUCAUUCGUUCCUCUCAGCUUUUGAUCCAUGAAAGAAUUCACACUGGAGAGAAGCCUUACUCAUGUAAACAUUGUGGGAAAGCCUUCACCUAUUCCAGUGCCUGUUAUAUUCAUGAAAGAAUUCACACUGGAGAGAAACCCUAUGUUUGUAAGCAGUGUGGGAAAGCAUUUACAUGUUCCACAUACCUCCACAAACAUGAAAGGAUUCAUACUGGAGAGAAACCUUACUCAUGUAAACAAUGUGGGAAAGCCUUCAUCCAACAUAGGGCUUGUUACAAUCAUGAAAGAAUUCAUACUGGAGAGAAACCAUAUGUAUGUGUGCAAUGUGGGCAUGCAUUCACUUUUUCAAAGUCCCUUCAAAUACAUGAAAGAAACCACACUGGAGAGAAACCAUACGUAUGUAAACAAUGUGGCAAAGCAUUCACAUGUUCUACAUAUCUUCACCAACAUGAAAGAACUCACAACGAAAAGAAAUCCAGUGGAUAGAAGUAAUACCAAUGUAAAUCAUGGGAGUCUUUGUAGCCAGCUUACUGUUAUUGCAAGGAAUGAAAAGUAUAAAGAAAAAUCAAGAGAAUAUGAGACCAGCAGUUACAUAAUUUUACUUACAUAUGCAAGUGUACAUAGGAUAAAACCUUUUG
Messenger RNA from Mesocricetus auratus (golden hamster), 1891 nucleotides. Its product is annotated as zinc finger protein 709. The record is from RefSeq and is a predicted model, not a curated record. Bases 33 to 1739 code for a protein of 568 amino acids. Gene Ontology annotation, molecular function: DNA-binding transcription repressor activity, RNA polymerase II-specific. The transcript is spliced from 4 exons. NCBI's taxonomy places the organism in Eukaryota, Metazoa, Chordata, Mammalia, Rodentia, Cricetidae. Gene Ontology annotation, biological process: negative regulation of transcription by RNA polymerase II.